GCCUGGCUGGAAGCUGGGCUGACGGAAACUGCCUGAAUACAGAAUCAGAAACAAUAGUUCUGAGUGCCCUGGAACUUCAGCCGGCAGGCCUUUGGCUAGAUUCUUUCCCGUAUGCAGGCCAGCUCCAGGCUGCCUCUAACAGGAUUCGUGGUCUGAGUUUUGCCAUGUUCUACGUACAUAAAGAGUGUAUCCCUUGUGUUGACUGGGAGGCAACUUUUUGUCUUGAACAGUAUUCUGAUUUCUGACACUAAUGGCCUUAAACAAGAUGAAGGAUUUGAAAAUUGAUGAAAUGGAGCGCUUAACUAUGGACUACGUAGAGGGGAUUCUUCAACCCACACCCACCUGCGAUAUCUGGGAUCAGAUCUGGAACUUCCAAGCCAAGCCUGAUGAUUUGCUAAUUUCUACCUACCCUAAAGCAGGAACAACAUGGACUCAGGAGAUAGUGGACUUAAUACAAAACGAAGGUGAUGUUGAGAAAAGUAAACGAGCACCUACUCAUGUACGAAUUCCUUUCAUUGAAUGGAUAAUUCCAUCUAUAGGAUCUGGUUUGGAACAAGCUAAUGCGAUGCCCUCACCCCGGACCCUGAAAACCCACCUUCCCAUCCAUCUGCUGCCUCCAUCCUUCCUAGAGAAAAAUUGUAAGAUAAUUUAUAUAGCAAGAAAUCCCAAGGACAAUAUGGUAUCCUACUACCAUUUCCAAAGGAUGAAUAAAGCACUUCCUGCUCCUGGAAUCUGGGAAGAAUACUUUGAGAGUUUCCUGUCUGGUAAAGUGUGCUGGGGUUUGUGGCAUGACCAUGUGAAAGGAUGGUGGGAGGCCAAAGUCUACCACCGCAUUCUCUACCUCUUCUAUGAGGACAUGAAGAAGAACCCAAAGCAUGAGAUUCAGAAGAUUGCAGAAUUUAUUGGAAAGAACUUAGAUGAUGAAGUUCUAGAUAAAAUUGCCCAUCACACUUCAUUUGAUGUAAUGAAGUGUAAUCCAAUGGCAAACUAUACAUCGAUUCCUCCUGAAGUCAUGGACCACUCCAUUUCUCCAUUCAUGAGAAAAGGGUCAGUGGGAGAUUGGAAGAACUACUUCACUGUGGCUCAGAAUGAAAGAUUUGAUGAAGACUACAAGAAAAAAAUGGCCGAUACCAGUCUAACUUUCCGCUUCCAGUUCUAGUAAGGAACAAAAAAGGACUAAACAUGUAUUUGAAAAGUUUAUUACCCAGACCAAAUGAUACUGAUUCAGGUUCUCAGACUAGUUUUUUACUGUUUUUGCUCUUGCUCACUCUACUAACAGAAAAAGUGAUAAAGAUAGCAGAGGUUGGGCACAAAAUGGUAGGAGUGAGGGUGGCAAAGUGUAGGGAAAGAGGUUCAAUAAAGUUCUAGUUACAAUUGUGGUAUAACUGAUAAUCAUCACUAUAUUUAAGUUUUCUACAAACCAUGUGCUUGUUAACCUAUUAAAAAUGCUUCAGUCCUCACAUAAGAAUACAUUAAAGUUUACACAUUAGCCAUAGUUCAAGAUACAUUUUAAAUAAAGCACUAAAUGUGAAAAUAGGAACUAUUUCUUUCAGAAAUUUCUCAGUAGUCAAGUAACCAUCAAGUGACUCAGUUUCCCCAUGAAAUCUUCCAAUUCACUUUAGAAUUUUUAGUGUAAUACAUCUAACUAGACUCAUUGUCCCACCCUCAGCUAAUGCUAGGAUCCAAUCGUGUAUUUCCUUUUUCUCUAUUUAUAGUAGAGGAAUAUUUUUCCAGACAACCAAAGAUGGAAGCCUGAAGUCAUCUUUUGACACACCCCCUCCAAUGCCUCUACAAUCAUAUUCUAAUUUGUCAGCAGCAUCAGUUUUAUCUCUAUAUGAAGUUUCUUACUUCCAUCAAACCAUUGUUUUCCUUUCUAUUUCUAUAGCCACCCUCCUGGUUCAAAAAUUUUUUACCCCUUCCCUAGACUAGUAUAAUAGCUUCCUAACUCAUUUUCCAGUUCAUCACACAAGAUUAUUUUCCUAAAAUAAGACUCUGAUUAUGUCGCUCUUUAGUUCAAAUCCUUUGAUGAUUCUGAAUUUUCACUACCUGAAGGAUAAAUUCCAAGCUUUUUAGCCAUGAAUUCAAAGGCAGUGAUAACCAUCUGAGUCCAAUUUUCCUUUCCAGCUUGAUUUCAUCCUCCAAACCAUCUCCCUAUUUCAGCAAAUCAGCCUACUCACGGGGCCCUGAUCACAACUUACAGGUUCCUACCCUUCUAGUUUUGUUUACACCUUGCCUCCACCUGAAAUACUUUCCCUUUUUCUUUCUACCUAUCCAAAACGUAUAACAUGCCUCAAUAACCAGCUCAAACCCCUCCCAUUCCUCCUCCAAAUAUUGCAACCCAAAGAGAUCACUUGCUCUUCUGAAGUCUCCGGCACUUGGUAUAAUUCUUUUAUGAUUAAGAUUAAAGUAUAUUGCAACAUCUAUUA
Messenger RNA from Choloepus didactylus (southern two-toed sloth), 2426 nucleotides. RefSeq names its product sulfotransferase 1C4-like. Lineage: Eukaryota; Metazoa; Chordata; Mammalia; Pilosa; Megalonychidae. Gene Ontology annotation, molecular function: sulfotransferase activity. Gene Ontology annotation, biological process: sulfation. The transcript has 7 exons. The coding region runs from base 251 to 1159 and encodes 302 amino acids. The record is from RefSeq and is a predicted model, not a curated record. Gene Ontology annotation, cellular component: cytoplasm.